Messenger RNA from Physeter macrocephalus (sperm whale), 4126 nucleotides. RefSeq names its product unconventional myosin-XVIIIa. The transcript is spliced from 23 exons. Gene Ontology annotation, cellular component: myosin II complex; myosin filament; cytoplasm. Bases 144 to 4010 code for a protein of 1288 amino acids. Gene Ontology annotation, molecular function: actin filament binding. NCBI's taxonomy places the organism in Eukaryota, Metazoa, Chordata, Mammalia, Artiodactyla, Physeteridae. The record is from RefSeq and is a predicted model, not a curated record. Gene Ontology annotation, biological process: actomyosin structure organization.
CACAAAUGUACAGCGGUUAAGAGAGGUUUGAGGCUCACUGCUCUAGACUCUAGACCAUCCUUCCACUUCUCUGUGUGUUUCUGGGCCUUUCUCCAUCCCCCUCCCUGACACCUCACUUCUGCCUGGUCAGACUGACCCCUAGCAUGUUGGCCCACCCUCUCGGGGGACUUGGGUCUCUCACACCCCCUGUGGAACCUCAGGCUCACGCAUCAUGGGAAACGGAGGCUCAGGUGUUCUUCCGGGCAGGCACACUGGCACGGCUGGAGGAGCAGCGGGAUGAACAAACCAGCAGGAACCUGACCCUGUUCCAGGCAGCCUGCAGGGGCUACCUGGCCCGUCAGCACUUCAAGAAGAAAAAGAUCCAAGACCUGGCCAUUCGCUGUGUGCAGAAGAACAUCAAGAAGAACAAAGGGGUGAAGGACUGGCCCUGGUGGAAGCUCUUCACCACGGUGCGACCCCUCAUUGAGGUACAGCUGUCGGAGGAGCAGAUCCGGAACAAAGACGAAGAGAUCCAGCAGCUGAGGAGCAAGCUUGAGAAGGUGGAGAAGGAGCGGAACGAGCUGCGGCUCAGCAGUGACCGGCUGGAGACCCGGAUCUCAGAGCUGACAUCGGAGCUGACGGAUGAACGUAACACGGGAGAGUCCGCCUCCCAGCUGCUGGACGCGGAGACCGCCGAGAGGCUCCGGGCUGAGAAGGAGAUGAAGGAGCUGCAGACCCAGUAUGAUGCACUGAAGAAGAAAACGGAGGUGAUGGAAAUGGAGGUGAUGGAGGCCCGUCUCAUCCGGGCAGCUGAGAUCAACGGGGAAGUGGAUGAUGAUGACACAGGUGGCGAGUGGCGCCUGAAGUAUGAGCGAGCAGUGCGGGAGGUGGACUUCACCAAGAAGCGGCUCCAGCAGGAGUUUGAGGACAAGCUGGAGGUGGAGCAGCAGAACAAGAGGCAGCUGGAGAGGCGGCUUGGAGACCUGCAGGCAGAUAGCGAUGAGAGCCAGCGGGCCCUGCAGCAGCUCAAGAAGAAGUGCCAGCGGCUGACAGCCGAGCUGCAGGACACCAAGCUGCACCUGGAGGGCCAGCAGGUCCGCAACCACGAGCUGGAGAAGAAACAGAGGAGGUUUGACAGUGAGCUCUCGCAGGCACAUGAGGAGGCCCAGCGGGAGAAGCUGCAGCGGGAGAAGCUGCAGCGGGAGAAGGACAUGCUCCUCGCCGAGGCCUUCAGCCUGAAGCAGCAAAUGGAGGAAAAAGACAUGGACAUUGCGGGAUUCACCCAGAAGGUUGUGUCAUUGGAGGCUGAGCUCCAGGACAUUUCUUCCCAAGAGUCCAAGGAUGAGGCCUCUUUGGCCAAGGUCAAGAAACAGCUCCGAGACCUGGAGGCCAAGGUCAAGGAUCAGGAGGAGGAGCUGGAUGAGCAGGCGGGGACCAUCCAGAUGCUGGAGCAGGCCAAGCUGCGGCUCGAGAUGGAGAUGGAGCGGAUGAGGCAGACCCAUUCCAAGGAGAUGGAGAGUCGGGAUGAGGAGGUGGAGGAGGCCCGGCAGUCAUGUCAGAAAAAGUUAAAGCAAAUGGAAGUACAGCUCGAGGAGGAGUAUGAGGACAAGCAGAAGGUGCUGCGGGAAAAGCGGGAGCUGGAGAACAAGGUGGCCACGCUCAGUGACCAGGUGAACCAGCGAGACUUUGAGUCAGAGAAGCGGCUCCGGAAAGACCUGAAGCGCACCAAGGCCCUGCUGGCAGAUGCUCAGAUCAUGCUGGACCACCUGAAGAACAACGCACCCAGCAAGAGGGAGAUCGCCCAGCUGAAGAACCAGCUGGAGGAGUCAGAGUUCACCUGUGCAGCAGCCGUGAAAGCGCGCAAAGCAAUGGAGGUGGAGAUCGAAGACCUGCACCUGCAGAUUGACGACAUCGCCAAAGCCAAGACGGCGCUGGAGGAGCAGCUGAGCCGCCUUCAGCGUGAGAAGAAUGAGAUCCAGAGCCGGCUGGAGGAGGAUCAGGAGGACAUGAAUGAACUGAUGAAGAAGCACAAGGCAGCCGUGGCUCAGGCCUCCCGGGAUCUGGCUCAGAUGAAUGAUCUCCAAGCUCAGCUAGAAGAAGCCAACAAAGAGAAGCAAGAGCUACAGGAGAAGCUACAAGCCCUCCAGAGCCAAGUGGAGUUCCUGGAGCAGUCCAUGGUGGACAGGUCCCUGGUGAGCAGGCAGGAAGCUAAGAUCCGGGAGCUGGAGACACGCCUGGAGUUCGAAAGGACCCAAGUGAAGCGGCUGGAGAGCCUGGCCGGCCGGCUCAAGGAGAACAUGGAGAAGCUGACUGAGGAACGGGAUCAGCGCACGGCGGCUGAGAACCGGGAGAAGGAGCAGAGCAAGCGGCUACAGCGGCAGCUCCGGGACACCAAGGAGGAGAUGGGCGAGCUUGCCAGGAAGGAGGCCGAGGCGAGCCGCAAGAAGCAUGAACUGGAGCUGGAUCUGGAGAGUCUGGAAGCUGCUAACCAGAGCCUGCAGGCUGAUCUGAAACUGGCGUUCAAGCGCAUCGGGGACCUGCAGGCCGCCAUUGAGGACGAGAUGGAGAGUGAUGAGAACGAGGACCUCAUCAACAGUUUGCAGGACAUGGUGACAAAGUAUCAGAAAAGAAAGAAUAAACCCGAGGGGGACUCAGAUGUGGACUCAGAGCUGGAGGACCGGGUCGACGGGGUCAAGUCAUGGUUGUCCAAAAACAAGGGGCCUUCCAAGGCGGCUUCCGAUGAUGGCAGCUUGAAGAGUUCUAGAGCGGCCCUCAACACCCUGGGGAAGGAGGGCAAGGGGGUGGAGGAGAGGCCGGCCUCCGUGCUGAGCUCCCUGAGCUAUCGGAAGCGGCUCACCCUGAAGGACUCCAUCGGGGGCACCGGGGAUGAGGAUUCGCUCUUCACCACCCUGAGCGAGCGGCCAGCCUCCCCCGAGAGGCCCCCCCGGAAGGCCCGCGGGGGCCCCAGGGAGGAGCUGGGCCUGGGCAGGAAGUCCGAGGAGCCUGAGGAAUGUGGCUCCGUCUUCUCCGGGGUCGGGGGCUGCUCUAGCCGGGGGCUGGAGAAGCCGUGGGGCUCAGACUUUGACCGGGCCUCGGCCGUCUCUGCGGCCGUCAGCCGGGCCUCCUCGGCCACACAGCGUGGCUCCGGCGAGGAUGGGGUCUGCUCCUCCGUGAGCUUCUCGCUGUCGGGCUCCCCCAGUUCCCGCCGCAGCACCUCUAGGCUCGAGAGCCUGUCAAGGACCCUCAGCCCUCCCUUGGGCCGGGCCUCAGCCCUCAGCCGGGAGAGCCCCGAUUCCCACCUGUCCCUGGGCCGGAGCUGCCUGGAUGAUUGGGACGAUGGAGCCAGUGUGGCCUUGAGUGAGGCCCACUCACAGUAUAGCUACCCGUCUCUGGCCCGCAGUCUGUCGGUGCCACCCCAGCCCCGCAUCUCCGCCUCCGCCACGGAUGAGUCUCUCGGCUCCAGUGUCCGCCCCACCAGCCGUCACUCCUACCUAGACCCAGACCUGGAGGCUGCCAUCCAUGAGGUCUUGAGCUACAAGCCCGUCCCGUUGCACCGGAGCAGCCUGGAGCCUGACUCUGAGGAGGAUGACCGGAAGAGCAUCCAAAGUACCCGGAGCGCCCAACUGGACCCCCCGGAGCGAGCCACCAGUAUCCGCCGCUCAGCCUCUGCUGCGGAUGUCUCUCGGUCCCGCAGCAGCCGGAAGAGCCGGAGCAAGAGAAGGAGCGGCUCCAGCUCCAGCUCCGAAGACUCCUCGGAGCCCAGGCGGCGGAAGAAGGGGAGCUCUCGAAAAAGCAAGAAGAAGUCCAGAUCGAGAAGGAAGAGAACAGAGACGGAGUCUGAGUCCUCCUCGUCGACAUCCAGUGGCUCCACUGUCUCAGGACACAGCCGCUCGAGCGUGAAGAAGGGCCCAGCUGCGGAGGACAAGGAGGCUGGGCAGGCGCGCCGACAGUCUCGGAAGGAGGAGAAGAAGCGCAAGAAAGAGGUGGACAGCCUGAUGAUGCGGUACCUGUACCGCCCCGAGAGCGACUAGUGCACCCCACCAGCUACUGGAAGUCCCUUGCCCCUGACCGGUCAGAUGAUGAGCACGACCCUGUCGACAGCACCUCCAGGCCCCGAUACUCCCACAACUAUCUGAGUGACAGCGAC